CCACUACCUGCAACAAAAAGAAAGAACAUAUAUAUUUUAACAAUACAGGAUCUAUUGACUAAGUAUUCAGUUGCCAUACCUUUACAUGAAGCUACUUCAUUAACAAUAGCUGAUGCUUUUAUUAAACAUUUUAUUUGUUUGUAUGGAACACCUAAGAUAAUUUUAACGGAUCAAGGUGCCAAUUUUUUGUCUUCUUUAAUGAGAAAUAUUACAAAGAAUUUAAUAUCAGACAUUUGAAAACUACAGCUUACCAUCCACAAUCAAACGGAUCUAUAGAACGAUCACACCACGUGUUAAUAGAAUAUCUUAAGUUACAAAUCAGUAAAGACAAUGAAUGGGACGAAUACAUACCUAUGGCUAUGUUUUCUUAUAAUACGAGUGUACACGAGAGUACUCAGUACUCCCCAUUUCAGUUAGUAUUCGGGCGAAUACCUCGUACCCCAAGCUCUUUUGUUCCCACAGAGGAAGAAACGGAUAUAACAUAUUGCGAAUAUUUAACAAAUUUGUUUCAUAAGUUAAACGAAAUACAGGAAAUGGCCAGACAAAAUUUGAUACAAUCAAAAGAACGAAGCAAGCGAUAUUAUGACAGACAAGUGCGCCCAUAUGAUUUUAAGGAGGGGGAUAACGUCUUCUUAUUGAAAGAACCACGUAAAGGGAAAUUCGCUGACCAAUACACUGGACCCUAUCAAAUAGUGGAAAUAUUACCACCCAAUAAUGCAAAAAUUUUGUUUCAAAAUCAACCCCGAGUAGUCCAUAUGGACAAACUCAAAAUAUCCCAUGUAGAUCCUGGAUGAGCCCUAAUUAUUUUGUAUGUUUCAGGAUUAAAGACUUGAGCCGAGCUCAAAACAUGAACCUGGCAAUCGUCAGUUGUUUCAUCACACAACAACGUGAGGCAUCACGAUAGCUGAGCUUCAACAUUUGUUUAUUAAUCAUAAGGCAUUACACAUUUUAGGAUUACUAAUUAAAUAAGUAAAGUUUUCAUGUGUAUAGGAAUUAAGCAACAGAGCGGUACUAGAACUCGCUCUAAAAUAUUAGAAUAUCUUCAAAGACUUUCAAUAGCUACUUGCGUUCAGACCUCAGGUCUUUACAGAUUUCCAGAUACCAAGGUACUUUGUUCUUUUUGCUAUAAUAGAUAUCCACAAUUAUUUAAUAAUUAUUAUAUUCCAUAUAUAUAUCGGCACGAGUUAGUUAUAGGAACUCAUAAACCACAGGUUUUGUGUGAAUUAUGUCACGUACCAUUAUUAACAUACGCGCCAAUUCAAAAUUGUGCAUACUGCAACGACAUACUUACAGCACUCACUGAACAGUUACGGGCAAAUAACGAGGAUUUUUAUGAUAUACCCAAUCCUACUGUGGUACGUUGGGUAGAUAACGAAAUCCAGCUAUAUCCUCUUAGGAUGGGGUAGAAAAAAAAAAAAAAAAAAAAAAAAAAAAAAUCUUAGAUUUUUGCAAUGCAGAGCAUUAACCCUAACGGGCUGAUAAUCCAUCAUUUGAAAUAUGAAUCAUUGUGUAUUCAGAAUUAUUAUUUUAAACAUAUUAAUACGGGAGAUAUAAGUUGUGCCGCUUGUAUUUACAAUAAUCCAGAUAUUGGAUUUUCAGCUUACGAAUUUAUUUUCAACACGGAUUAAUAUUAAACCAACGCAAUUCGUUAGAUUUUCUAACUGCUUGCUCGGAUUGUGGAAAGAUAUUAACGUUUCAUAAACACAUUCGCGGAAACGGAUGUAUUGAAUGUACUAAUAUAUUAAAUGACUUUUUUUCAGAUAUAACUGAUGUUACCUUAACUCAAAUUUUGGAUAAUGAAAAUCCAACUUUAAUAACAAUAGAGUUCCGUAGAAAUGCUAAUUUUCCUUAAUUGAUUAAACUUUGUAAAGGGAAAAAUAGCAUUAGACAUAAAUACAUGUCAUCAUUAAUAUAAGAAAUAAUUUUAAGGCUAUAUAAUGAAUAAUCAUGCGCAGUCUAGUAAGACUUUAGACCCGCUAGUUUUAAAUCAGGCAAAAUGCAUAGUUAAUAUUAAGGUUGUACAUCGAUUAACACGACAUUUAUAUUGUAUGUCCUGUUUUAGUAAGGAAAGCAAUACUAGUAAUUUUGAAAUUAUUAUUACGCAUUACAUUGCCAGCGGGACCGUAGAUUUAGGAACCUGCGUAAGUUGCAACGAGCAACUUUUCAGAAACGACCCAUGAGUUAUUGUAUACAUUGCAAGAGUAUUUAUAGAGAACUUUUGGGACAUGACAACUUAAAUAGGAUUGAUAUGUCAAACACAGAUUUUUUGUAUAACACAUACACGAAAAACUUUGAAUAUAUAAAACCUAAGUCGGAAUAAUAAAAUAAUUAUAAUGGCGGAAGUUAAUUUGGUUAAAUGUGUACGAGUUUAUCGAGUUCUGAAUGAACAAGAUCGGAAAUAUUAUUGCGUAUUUUGUUGGCACAAUCAAAUAUUUUUACCCAGCAUUAAUAUUGAAACUUCGGUUGGCCCUAUGGAAGGAAUAUUCCAGACACUACAUUAUUUUACAAAUUGUUUUAAUACAAUGAUUUUCCGAUGUGCCAUGUGUAACAAUAAAUUAUCCGAUAUUGUUAUGAUAGAUCAAUGUGAAAGAUGUUACUUAAAAUUUAGGAAUUUAAGAACACGAGGCCAAUUACAAGAUUCAGAUUUGUUAACUACUUGUUUCAUUUAUAAUUUGGAAAAUAAUGAGCUAACACACUCAUGCGUGUCAGGUUGAAAGCAUAUGGUAACACCAUACGAAUUAUUGGCAAUAUUUAUUAAGCUGAAUAAUUGUAACAUUGUCCAUAGAACAAUGAAGCCGUUAUCAGGAAUUAUGUUAUUCGUAUUAAUCCCCACAACCUACGGACUCAUUGGAUUCGAUUGUGGAGGUCAGCAUUUAAAUGUAACCACAGUAUCAUUGCUAGGUGUCAGAGACUGUGAACUUAAGCACCAAUCGUUAAAUACAUCUGACACACACAUUCAGUUACUACAACUCGCGGAAUAUAAUUACGUGGAAGUGAUACAGUGCAAAGUUGAAAUAUCGCGAGUGAUACAGUACUGUGGAAUGCAUUCGCAUAUAUCAGCUGUAGCCAAUGCACGACUAGAGUACCUACAGGAAGUUUCCAGAGUCAAGUGCUACCACGCUUUUCAGGAAGGGACCUUCUCCAUAGGACUGGGAGGGAUCGUCACCAAACUGAAGCCUAAUACUACCACCGUUCACAGCAUCCUGCUUGCCGGAACGAUAAACCAUGAUGGAACCUGCAAGGGUACACAAUUCUCCGACCCUUACGGGACUUGGCACAACGUCGUAGUAGAUGGAACUGUACGGAUAUCAUUAAAGUCAUCCUAUGUUCCUGUGCACCUAAAUUCUGGAAAAGUAAUGCUAAGAUCAGGAACUGUCUGCACACUGAGCGACGGUUUUUGCAUCGAUUUUGACGAUGGAUAUUCAUAUUGGAAACCGAUGCCCACAUCGUCUUGCAAUUUCCACCAGUACAACGUACUGUAUGAAGGAACGGCAGUUAAAAUGAAUGGAAUAAUGGAUACCAUUCAUCAGACUAUUUAUACUCUUGUCAGUCAGGAUACAACUUUUGCCUUGACAGCAGGAGGAAGUCAAGCCGUGUGUGGAUACACCCUACUCACCACGGAGCAUCCUAAACUAUUUAUCUUGGAGGCAGAAAAGGGAAACACCUUCGCGGAGCGAAGAGACAUCCCUGUGGAGAACCUCGAUAUUUUCACCUACGUCAACUCUAAAUUCGUGUACGUAGAAAAACAUAUACGACAUCAGAUGACAUCGUUGUAUCGUGACGUUAUUCAACAACGUUGCGAGUUGGAAAAGGAAGUGUUAAAAAACACACUGUCCUUCGCUACUCUUCAGCCAGACGAAUUCGCUUAUCGGCUCAUGAAAGGACCAGGUUACAUGGCCGUCACUGCAGGGGAAGCCGUUCAUGUCAUCAAGUGUAUACCAGUGGACGUCAUCGUACGCCGCACUAAGGAAUGUUAUAUUGAGCUACCGGUUACAGUACGCAACACUUCCCUCUUUAUCACACCAAAAUCACACGUGUUGACCAAGAUGGGAACCAUACGAGAGUGUAGCUACGAAUUGCCAACCCUUUAUCGAAUUGAGGAUACAUGGAUUGAACUUAUUCCGGAGCCACGUGUUCGCAGAACAUCGUUGCAGCAGUUACAACCUAUGACAAGUAUGUCAUGGAAUUAUUUAACGCCGGGACCACUAGCUUCCAGCGGAAUAUAUUCCCAGGCGGAUCUUGAUAAAAUCAGGGAUCAUAUAAUGUUCCCUGCUGAAAAGCCAGCGUUACUUAACAGCAUGGCUCGUGGAAUCACCGGACACGUCAUGCCUGACGAUACCAUGUCCAUUUACAACUUAUUGGAUGAAGCAUCAUUAAACAAAAUUGCUGAGUCAACUGCUAAACGGAUCUGGGGCGGAUUCAUCACAUUUGGAUCAGCCACAGCUGGAGUUUUUGGAGUAUUAUUAGUAGUACGACUAAUCAAGCUAGCCAUCGACACGAUGAUACAUGGUUAUGCUCUACAUUCAGCCUACGGAUGCAGUCUGUACGUGCUAGGAGCUAUCUGGAGCUCCUUGACUCAUCUGCUACUCUAUUUGGCCAGAGGUACAGCCAAACGCAGCCACACAGAUGGACGAGCAGAUCCCGAGGAACAACGAUCAUCGGAACCUGUGGAACCAGUAUUAUCGCAGUCUUUGUCGCAGAACAACCCUAGCAAUCAGUCAACUUCGCCGCAGGUGACUGACAGUGAAACCAUUGUAUACACAGACUUACAAAAACGUUUGCGUGAAUAUUAGAACCAUUUCCUCGAUUGCAUCGGAAAUGUUCUUAAAUAAGGGGGGGGAUGUGACGUCCUGACGUCCACCUCACACCCAUUUUUAAUUUUUUUU
Molecule: messenger RNA, 4886 nt
Organism: Ooceraea biroi (clonal raider ant)
Lineage: Eukaryota; Metazoa; Arthropoda; Insecta; Hymenoptera; Formicidae
Source: RefSeq, a predicted model, not a curated record